Haliotis rubra (blacklip abalone) is the source of this 3135-nucleotide messenger RNA. Its product is annotated as glutamate receptor-like. The record is from RefSeq and is a predicted model, not a curated record. Gene Ontology annotation, molecular function: glutamate-gated receptor activity; transmitter-gated monoatomic ion channel activity involved in regulation of postsynaptic membrane potential. Lineage: Eukaryota; Metazoa; Mollusca; Gastropoda; Lepetellida; Haliotidae. The transcript has 17 exons. Gene Ontology annotation, cellular component: plasma membrane; postsynaptic membrane. Gene Ontology annotation, biological process: monoatomic ion transport; modulation of chemical synaptic transmission; synaptic transmission, glutamatergic. Bases 199 to 2943 code for a protein of 914 amino acids.
UGUUUCGGCUGAGCCGGGGGAACGCAUGCGACCUCGCUCGGAGUUAAAGAAAAUUGGAUCUUUAUUGCGCAUGCGCACUUGUCCUUUUGAAUCCUCCUCAAAUAUUAGUUGUGUGCAAUGGCGAACGAUGAUGAUCGAAGCGCUUGAGCUUCGUUAUGGCUAUAAGGUUUCCAUCUCGCGUUUCUUUAUUCACUGGACAUGAGAAAGACGCCAGUUCUUGCGUUUCUUCUUUGUCACUGGAUUUAUCUGGGGUCGUUCCAGAGCACGUUAGAUCGAGUGCCAGUUGGUGCUGUGUUUGAUCGGAACUCAAUCCAGGUGGAUACAGCCUUCAGUCAUGAGGUACAGAAGAAGAAUAGUGGGUCCGGGCACCAAAGGUUCGAACUCCAAAACUGGACAAUCACACUGGAUGUCACCGAUAGUUUCGCUGUCAGUAACGCCCUGUGCUCCCAUCUCUCGAACGGCGUCUUCGCCAUCUUCGGUGUAUCGAAUGCUUCAUCUCUGGCCACCAUUCAGUCGUACACCAACACCUUCAAGGUCCCCUUCCUCACAUUCAGUAUGGCUCAAAACACAUCAUCCAACAAUUCCUUCCAGAUUUAUAUGCGCCCACUGUUUGUCAAUGCCAUCAUCGAUGUUAUAGCUCACUAUGAAUGGAAGAGGAUCUACUAUAUAUACGACACGGACGAAGGUUUAAUUCGUCUGCAACAGCUCUUCCAGUCUGUAAAUAUGCACGAGUAUGUGUUAGACAUCAAUGCAAAGCGAGUUUCGUCAGUGGAAAACUGUUAUAUGGUUCUAAGGGACCUCCAUUUAAUGGAAAGCGAGAAUAACCAACACCUGGUUCUAGACAUGGAAAUUGGGAAAACUCAAGAUGUUAUUUUAAAAGUGAAGACGGAUCCUAACAUCAACAAUGUAAAAUUUCAUUUUUUGAUAGCAGAAUUGGGUAUACUUGAAAUGAAUCUGACACACUUCACCAUCGGAGGUAUGAACAUCACCGGAUUUGAAAUCAUUGACCCAAACAACUCCACCGUGAGAACCUUCCUUGACCAGUGGGCCAAUAUGGACAGCAAGCAAUGGCCAGGAGCCGGACAUAAAAGUAUUAAGUAUGAAGCAGCUUUAGCGGUAGAUGCUGUCAAUCUGUUUAUUCGUGCUAUCGGGAAGAUCCGUGGUACAGAUCCCAACUUUUUACACAAUAGAAGAUUCAAACAUACCGGCAACAAAGGUAUAAAGUGCACAGAUAACUCUGUUAUCGACACGGAUCAUGGCUCAAGGGUCCUUAAGGAGCUCAAAAAGACCCAGUUUAAUGGAAUAACUGGAAGGGUCGCUUUCGACGACUAUGGCCACAGGAAAGACUUCUCCCUUGAAGUGUACGAUGUGGCCAUGAACCGGGGAGCAGCCAAGGUCGGCCAUUGGAGUGAAAAGGAUAGAUUAGUUCUGCAACAAGCUCGACUCUUGAGAGACAGGAACCGAUCGUCACGUGACCAAAACCGAACACAAAUCGUCACAACUAUCCAAGUGGACCCAUAUGUAAAGUUCAAGACAAUUCCAAGGAAUGGACGUCCUCUUGUUGCCAAAGAAAAUCUGGAGGGAUUCUGUAUGGAUUUAGCCCAAGCCGUGGCCGAGAAUGUGGGCUUUGACUAUGAUGUACGCUUUGUCAAAGACAAUUCUUAUGGGGCCAUAAUGAAAAAUGGCACAUGGAAUGGCAUGGUUGGCGAGCUAAGUCGACACGAAGCAGAUCUUGCCAUAGCACCCCUCACCAUCACAGCAGCUCGUGAGAGAAUCAUUGACUUCACAAAACCUUUCAUGAGUCUUGGAAUCAGCAUUAUGAUCAAGAAGCCAGAGAACCAAAAAGCUCAUGUGUUUUCCUUCAUGGAUCCCCUGUCUUAUGAGAUCUGGAUGUGUAUUGUGUUUGCAUACAUUGGUGUGAGUGUGGUGCUAUUUUUGGUGAGCAGGUUUAGUCCCAACGAGUGGCACAUGUGUGAUGACUCCUCUAUUACCAAUGACUUCACCAUCUCGAACAGUCUUUGGUUUUCUCUCGGAGCUUUUAUGCAACAAGGAUGUGAUAUAUCGCCAAGGUCGAUGUCAGGGCGAAUAGUGGGGAGUGUGUGGUGGUUCUUCACGUUAAUUAUAAUCUCGUCCUACACUGCCAACCUGGCAGCCUUCCUCACCGUGGAGCGUAUGUUGACACCGGUGGAAUCGGCGGAGGACUUGGCCAAACAAACAGAUAUCCACUAUGGUACCGUCAGUUCUGGAAGCACAAAGAUGUUCUUUAAGAAUUCGAAAGUAGCAAUAUAUCACAGGAUGUGGUCCUACAUGACUUCAGCGCAACCAAGUGUGUUUGUGAACUCUAUAAAAGAUGGCAUCGAAAAGGUUCGAACCGAAAAAGGAAAAUACGCUUUCCUUAUAGAAUCCACCACCAACGAUUUCUACAAUCAAAGAAAACCAUGUGACACGAUGAAGGUUGGACAGAACCUCAAUUCAAAUGGUUUCGGGAUAGCAACACCAGUUGGAUCCGAACUCAAGGACUACUUGAACUUUGCUGUUCUGGAGCUGCGAGAAUCCGGCAAAUUGGCACAAUGGCAGAAGCACUGGUGGUACGACCAAGGGGAGUGUGCUACAGAGAGCACGUCCACGGACGGGACCCAGAGUGCACUGACGUUACAAAACGUGGCAGGUAUAUUUUACAUUCUUAUUGGAGGACUCAUUCUUGCCCUGGUAACAGCCGUGGUCGAGUUUUUCUACAAGUCUCGUGUCGACUCGAGAAAAUACAAGACAACGUUUGGCUCCACAGUAAGAUCAAAAGCUCGACUUUCGUUCCGUGGUCAUUCAGACAGCGAUGAACCCACCUCUCCCCCUAGGAAGACAUUGAAUACUUAUACAUACACCGGUCCUACCCCCAUCGUUGGAGUUGACACAUACCAAGACGGAAACACCCACACACAAGUCUGACUGAGCCCGGAUUAUAUCAUUGUACAAACUGUGUACAAUGGUAGCAGCCAGAGUUAAAAUAUAUAACUAAAACAGACAGUCUUCGUUCAUGGUCAUUGUCGAAGUCACAACAUUAAACAGAUGUCAGUUCUGAACAAUGUGGUAAACUAAAUAUGAGAUCGUGUCAUUCGGCUCCCCGUAGCUUCACUUUAG